Messenger RNA from Mesorhabditis belari, 1338 nucleotides. The record is from the annotation of a GenBank genome assembly. Lineage: Eukaryota; Metazoa; Nematoda; Chromadorea; Rhabditida; Rhabditidae.
AUGUCUCAAGAAGAGAUCGAUGUGACAGGAUUCGAAGAGAUCACUGUCACAGUUCCGUUAAAGGGAGUGAGGCAAUGGGUAUGGAUCACCUAUUCGAGCUUCAACGUCAUCGGAUUCGCCGUCAAUUUAUGGGUCCUUUAUGUGGUCUCUCCACUUCUACUAACAAGCACAGCAAAAGUGCCAAAGAGUAUUUUGUUCUACAUUUUUUGUCUCUGCAUUUCUGACUUGAUGACAAUGAUAGGUAUGCUUUUAUUAAUCAUCGAGGUUGUACUAGGCACAUGGACUUUCGGCUAUUGGCCUUGUCUCGCAUAUCUUGUUUUUGAUGGGCUUAAUAAAUUUAUGGCACCGAUUAUCGUGUUUCUGAUCAGUCGAACCUGUUACACGACGGUGUGUCUCGGGAAAAAGACUCGAGAUCGUGCGGCGAGUGUUAAGUGGGCUUUUUUGCAGCUUCUAUUCGCUUUGAUGGGUGUAAUGUUCAUAAUGAGACCCGUUUUUCGACACGGACAGGUAUUCACCUUUAAUCUCAGUGCCAACAACGAAACUCGACAAGUGACUGUGAUGCGAAAAUGCAGUUUCCUGCCACCAGCUGAUGAGGAAUUCUGGUUCAAUAUCAUUGCCUGCGGGGCUUCCUACGUGAUGCCGUUGAUCGGAAUUAUUUAUUGCUACAUCUCGGUGCCGUUCUUUUUGCGAAAGAGAGCUUUAAACUCGAUUGUUUCAUCAAGCAACGUUGACGCGGCGAUCAAGCGAGUGGUGGCCACAGUGCUCGUCCUUUGUGCUGUUUAUCUUUUCUGUUGGUCUCCUUACUGGUUCACAAUGUUUUUCAACAGUUUACUUAAUGAUCAAGGGCUUAGCGCAAAAGCUGUUGUGAUUGUUUCGUAUUUCAUUCACCUUCUUCCUUAUGUGAGUUGUGUCGCUUAUCCUGUCAUUUUCACGGUGAUGAAUCGAGGCAUAAAAGCUGCACACGAGAAAUUGGCUCGAGAGCAUAGAAAAAGAUUUCGAAGUAUUGCUGAUGAUGCGACGAACACACUCAGGAAUGCGAUUUCGAGAAAAACAACGAUGGUUCGAUCGAGACUUUCCUCAUUCAUCGUGCAAAGCAAAGAGGAUUUAACACAAACCGAUUUCACGUCUUCUGCCAUCUCAGGCCAGUAUCUGGCGGUAAAGAACUCAAAUGGUUCGAUGAGUCCUCAAUUGGUUGUCGGAUUUCCGAGUCCAGAAAGAGAUUUCUCUGGAUCAGCUUCCCCAUCGGACGCACCACCGCUUUCUUUUCCACCACAAAAUCCCCCACAAAUCCGUUUGAGUCCAUCGGAUGAUGAAAUGAACGAGGGUGAGACUCUCCUU